UCUCGCGCUCAGUCGUUAUCGGGACGUCACUCGGGAAGCACGCGCCAUGACGGAGGACCGGCCUGCGGAAGGCGAAAUUGUCAGGUGUCAGCUGUUCGAGGUGGGGCCGCGCUACUUCAACCUCGCCUACAUAGGGGAAGGAGCGUACGGCAUGGUGGUGUCUGCAAAUGAUAAUGUGACCAAAACUAAGGUAGCAAUCAAGAAGAUAUCCCCCUUUGAACAUCAGACAUACUGUCAGAGAACACUUCGGGAGAUCAAAAUUCUAACAAGGUUCAAGCAUGAAAAUGUAAUAGACAUCCGUGAUAUAAUACGAGCCCAGAGCAUAGAUCAAAUGAAGGAUGUUUAUAUUGUUCAGUGUCUUAUGGAGACUGACUUGUACAAGUUACUUAAAUCUCAGAAACUGAGUAAUGACCACAUUUGCUACUUCCUUUAUCAAAUUCUUCGAGGGUUGAAGUACAUCCACUCGGCAAAUGUUCUUCACCGUGACCUGAAGCCUUCUAAUUUGCUGCUAAAUACCACAUGUGACCUGAAGAUCUGUGACUUUGGCUUGGCUCGUGUGGCUGAUCCAGAGCACGACCACACAGGUUUCCUGACUGAGUAUGUUGCAACUCGUUGGUACCGUGCACCUGAGAUCAUGCUGAACUCUAAGGGCUACACAAAGUCUAUUGACAUCUGGUCGGUAGGAUGUAUUCUAGCAGAAAUGUUAUCCAACCGUCCACUGUUCCCGGGCAAGCAUUACCUGGACCAGCUCAACCACAUUCUGGGUAUCCUUGGUUCUCCAUGCCAAGAAGAUCUGGAUUGUAUCAUCAAUGAGAAGGCUAGAAGUUAUCUCCAGUCUCUACCAAACAAGCCAAAGGUGCCAUGGACAAAGCUGUAUCCCAAUGCUGACCCAAAAGCCUUGGAUUUGUUGGACAAAAUGCUGACCUUCAACCCCCACAAGCGCAUCACUGUGGAGGAGGCUCUAGCACACCCAUACUUAGAGCAGUAUUAUGACCCAGCUGAUGAGCCUGUUGCUGAAGAACCAUUUAAAUUUGAGAUGGAACUUGAUGACCUGCCAAAGGAAAAGCUCAAGGAAUUAAUUUUUGAAGAAACUGUACUCUUUAAGCAGAGGCUUGCAACAGAACAGGCUAUGCAGCAGAACUGAAUACAAAGACAUGGCUUAGCAUUAUUACAAGAGACGAGGGGUACAUUCUAGAGGAGACCUACUGAUUGGUGGCAUUCAUCUUUGGAAUACUACAAGGAAUCGUUCAAUAGUCCCAGAAGGGAGACCACCUGUCUGCAGAAUAAGUGUAUGUGAUAAAGUGCUUUAUCAUAAAAAUCAGUUGGAAAAAAUAUAUAGGAAUAAGACUUAAAACA
This is a messenger RNA of Penaeus indicus, 1356 nucleotides long. It is a transcript of the gene rl, whose product is annotated as mitogen-activated protein kinase 1-like. The transcript is spliced from 8 exons. Gene Ontology annotation, cellular component: cytoplasm; nucleus. Gene Ontology annotation, biological process: intracellular signal transduction; protein phosphorylation. Bases 47 to 1144 code for a protein of 365 amino acids. Gene Ontology annotation, molecular function: MAP kinase activity; ATP binding. The record is from RefSeq and is a predicted model, not a curated record. Lineage: Eukaryota; Metazoa; Arthropoda; Malacostraca; Decapoda; Penaeidae.